AUGUCUACCCUUCUGCUGGUCGUGGGUGUUGUUGUAGGAAUUGCGUACAUUUACCGCCAUGUUGUGGUGAAGGGAAAGCGGUACACAAGUAAAACAAAGCUGGAUGGGAAAACUGUGAUUGUGACCGGCAGCAACACAGGCAUUGGGAAGACUACAGCCAUAGAUCUGGCAAAAAGAGGAGCCAGAGUGAUUCUGGCCUGUCGCAGUGUGCAGAGAGGAGAGGCUGCUCUUGAGGAAGUCAAGAGGGAGAGUGGCAGUAAUCAGGUGGUGUUCAUGCCGUUGGAUCUGGGGAGUCUGAAGUCUGUUUGCAGCUUUGCUGAAACCUUUCUGAAGUCUGAGCUCCGACUGGACAUCCUCAUCAACAAUGCAGGUAUUUACCUACAGGGUCGAACAGAGGACGAACUGGGGAUGAUGUUUGGCGUCAACCACAUUGGUCACUUCCUAUUAACCAACCUGUUGCUGGACCGGCUGAAGGAGUGUGAACCCAGCAGGGUAGUCAGCUUGUCGUCUGUCGCACAUAACUUUGGAACAAUUAAUUUUGACUGUCUGAACACCCACAAAGCUCUGGGACUGGGGACCUCAUUCAUGGAGGUUCUCCAGAUCUAUUCUGACAGCAAGCUAUGCAACGUUCUCUUCACCCACGAGCUGGCCAAGAGACUCCAGGGAACCAAGGUCACCUGUUACUGCCUCCACCCAG
Cottoperca gobio is the source of this 697-nucleotide messenger RNA. Its product is annotated as dehydrogenase/reductase SDR family member 13-like. NCBI's taxonomy places the organism in Eukaryota, Metazoa, Chordata, Actinopteri, Perciformes, Bovichtidae. The record is from RefSeq and is a predicted model, not a curated record. The annotation marks the transcript as partial. The transcript has 4 exons.